Messenger RNA from Danaus chrysippus (African queen), 657 nucleotides. The record is from the annotation of a GenBank genome assembly. NCBI's taxonomy places the organism in Eukaryota, Metazoa, Arthropoda, Insecta, Lepidoptera, Nymphalidae.
AUGUUCUCUCGUUUGGUAGCUCUCUGCGCUGUCGUGGCGGUGUCGUCAGCUGGUCUCCUGCCAGCAGCCGUACACUACUCCCCAGCCUCCGCCGUCUCCUCUCAGAGCAUCGUACGUCAUGACCAGUCUCAAGCACAUGUCGCCAAAUUAGCCGUUGCUGCUCCAGUCGCCUACCAUUCUGCUCCCGUCGCCUACCACGCUGCCCCUGCCCCAGUUGUCUACCAGUCUGCCCCUGCCCCAGUUGCCUACCACGCUGCUCCCGCCCCAGUUGUCUACCACUCUGCCCCAGCCCCGGUUGCGUACCACGCUGCCCCAGUCGCCUACCACGCUGCCCCCGUCGCUAAACUUGUAGCUCAACCCGAAGAAGUUGCCUACCCCAAAUACGAGUACUCUUACUCCGUUGCUGACGGACACAGUGGAGACAACAAACAACAACAGGAGUCCCGCGACGGUGAUGUUGUGAAGGGAUCCUACUCAUUCCAUGAAGCUGACGGCUCCAUCAGGUCUGUUGAAUACAGCGCUGACGACAAGAACGGUUUCAACGCAGUAGUACACAACUCCGCUCCCACCGCCGCGCCCGCCCUCAUCAAGGCUGCCCCACUUGUACUCAAGGCUCCCGUCUACGCUGCCCCUGUACACCAAUACUACCAUCACUAA